This is a messenger RNA of Lodderomyces jiufengensis, 1272 nucleotides long. RefSeq lists its product as uncharacterized. The record is from RefSeq and is a predicted model, not a curated record. The transcript has a single exon. Lineage: Eukaryota; Fungi; Ascomycota; Pichiomycetes; Serinales; Debaryomycetaceae. Gene Ontology annotation, cellular component: endoplasmic reticulum. The coding region runs from base 1 to 1272 and encodes 423 amino acids. Gene Ontology annotation, molecular function: adenyl-nucleotide exchange factor activity.
AUGAAGAAAGCAAUAAUAAUAUCAAUUUUACUCCAAUUACUAAACUUGGUCAAAUCAACACACAUAGAAGAAGAAUUAAUCUGCCCCAACCCACAAAAUCCACAAGAUUGUUACCCAAAAUUAUUUGAAGCAACAUCAAACUGGCAAGAAAUCAAACAAGGUCAAGAAAUUCCUCCUGGUUUACACGUAAGAUUAAAUAUGGAUACUUUGAAAAAAGAAGCUAAACUCAUGUCACCCGAAGAUGAAACGGAGCCACAAAAUGAAUUAAUUGUUGGCGAAACAGAAGAACAAGAGCAAGAACCUCAACAAGAGUCACAACCGGAUCAAAAAAUACUAGAUUUAACCAACGAAUUACUCAAACACAAAUCUGGUCAUAAAUCAAGAGUCAAACCUGAAGACAUGUCUGAAUUUGACUCAGCUAUAUAUGAAGUUGAAGAAUAUAACCACUCAAAUACCGAAGAUCAAAAACUUGUUACUGCAUUAGAUACUUUGGAAGAAUUAUGUCAUGAUAUAGAAUUAGGUGUUAAAAUCACUUCUAAUCAUCAACUCAUUGCAAAAUUAUUAUCUAUAGCUUCAACAACAUCCAAUUCCGAAAUUUCUGAAAAAUCUUAUAAUAUUAUUGCAUCUUCAUUACGAAAUAAUCCAGAAGCCGUUUUAAGUAUCCUCCAUUCAGAACCAAAUAUCUUAGAUGAGUUAUUCUCAGCAAUUGCUUCAACUACAAAUGAUACAAUCCAGAAGAGAAUUUUAGGCAUAAUUCAAGCAUUAAUCCAAAACGACAACUUCAAGUCAAAAUUCUCUAAUCUCAAUGACAAAAAUUCAGGUAUAAGCAAAUUAAUCAACUUAUUUCUUCAAUUAGGUAAAUCAUCACAAUCAAGAUGUAUAAACAUCAUUAACGACUUAAACCUAAUCACAAAGUCAAACGAUCGAAGAUCAUUAGAAGACACAGAUCCUUCUUCCAAUUUAUCAACUUUCCUUCAAUCAUUAUUUACUGAGAACAAACUCUCCGAUCAAAAUUUCCAAACCCAAUUCAAAAACCUAGUUGACCUUCAUUCAGAUAAUAAACAUCUCAAACCUUCAAGAAAUUUCUUAAAUUGGUUAGCUGAAGAAGUCGAAACUCGUAAAGAAAGCAACAAUAAAUUAAAAAGAGAUUUGGAUCAUAUCGAUGAUGACUUAAAAAAAGAUAUUGAGUUUGAUGAAUUUAUGCUUAGAGUUAGACAUGAAGUUUUUGGGAAUCCUAUGGGAAUGAGGAAAGCUAUAGCUGAUGAACUAUAG